Ogataea parapolymorpha DL-1 is the source of this 492-nucleotide messenger RNA. RefSeq names its product mitochondrial 54S ribosomal protein YmL25. Gene Ontology annotation, molecular function: structural constituent of ribosome. The transcript has a single exon. Gene Ontology annotation, cellular component: mitochondrial large ribosomal subunit. Bases 1 to 492 code for a protein of 163 amino acids. The record is from RefSeq and is a predicted model, not a curated record. NCBI's taxonomy places the organism in Eukaryota, Fungi, Ascomycota, Pichiomycetes, Pichiales, Pichiaceae.
AUGUCGAAGUUGUUUAAUCUCUCUGCUGUGGAGGCAUUUGAGAAGUUACCAUUACAGCUUCGCAACUUCUUUACUCGCUAUCCUCCAUCUCCUUUUAGACAGUAUGCGUCCGAGCAAACACUUGCAAAUGCCCCCGAUGCCAAUCCAUUUAUUCCAAAUAGACAUCCAGUCACCGGUAAGGUUCAAGAGCCUGUUUAUUCUUUAAGACGGCAAUCUGAUUUAUACAAGCUCGCGUACAAGUUUGGAGUAGCAGACCUGAUGCCAACACUGCGCAAUAACAAGAAGUUCUAUGCGGAGAAGUUUGAAACUAAACCGCUAUUGAAGGGUGUGUUGAGUCCAAAGGGCCACAAAUGGGAAAGGACCUACGACGAGAGAAAAAAGAGGAUCGCGGACGCAGUGGCAAAGGCAGAAGAAGUUAUUGUGGAGGCCAAGGGAUCAAAAUACAAGAAGCGCAUCGAAAGAAAAGUAUCGGAGAGGAAAACGUGGUUUUAA